CGAUGCAAUUUAUACAGGUUCCAUUCGUCGUGACGUCACAACAUAAACAUCGACUGGAAAUGUAGGACAUCCAAGUACUUUUCUGUUGUCAUUUUUAGUUUCAGCGAUUUUUCACAUUUCGUCAAGAUGUCAAGAGACAUGACAGAAUAUUACACAGACAGCUUCUCCCGACAAACAGAGGAGAUGUUUCGGGAGCUACUGAGUCCGAUAGAACCUUUGAUUAUGAAGAUUCAGUCGUUAUUAGUUUGGGAGAAACCAAGUAAAAGUGCAGUGAUGUUUCUGAUGGUUCAUGGAAUCUUUUGGUUUAUUGCUGUCAAUGGCUGUCAGUUUUAUUUCUGUGUUAGUUCUAUAGCUGCCAUCAUGUUUUUCGUUUACACUUGGAGAAAAUGGAUAUGGCCUGAGAUCAGAGUUCCACCUGCUAUACCAGAAGAUCCCGACAGCUGGACCCCUGUACAUGUCCGACUGUUGAGCGUGCCCGAGAUCUGCCAACACCUGGCCCACCUGUGGAUUUUCAUGUCAAACAACUUCAGCUGCUGGCUCGCAUUUAGGAAAGAUCACCAUUUCUUGUUUACGUGUCUGAACUGCUCGUUCUUGCUUCUGUUUGCUGCAUUUGGGCGACUGAUUUCUGGUCUGACUCUAACAUAUAUAAUAGUGAUGUCACUGAUGUUGUGGCCCUGCGUGCUGUACAACAACUUGUUUCAGAAGAUCUACAUUGCCUUGGAGCCUCUGUUGAUGCGGUUGGAUUACAGUUUGAAAAUCAGGCCCUGGAUCUGGCGUCACCAAGAGGCUCGGAAAACAGCAAACUUUGGCAGCAUUGGUACGACGACUCGUGAUUCAGAUAGUGAAUCAGAGGAUCUCAUGCCAACGCGAGACCCAAAGGUCACGGCCGCACUGGCUCGAGCGAUCACAGACUCGGAGGAUGAGGGUAUGAGUACACCCGAUAUCCCCACCCCCAGGAUGUCCAAGGAACCCUCGGUCAAUCUCAAUGAUGAGCACGAAGAUUUGUCGGAAACCUCUGACAUAGAGGCAGAGUUUGCCCGAGGCUUGGGUCAGAUGCCCUCGCUAGAAGACCACUUCACUGAUGAAGAAGUACCUGAGCCUUCCUUGCCCCAAGAGACAAAGGGGGAGAUAAAAUUUGUCUCCUCUCAUUUCGGUGAUUCUACAGAUGAUGAACUAGAGGAAUCACGACUCGGUAGAGGAAUGAAAUUCCCAGAUUUACGAGACUUGUCAAUGGUCGAUUCUUCAACAGGAAUUCGGGAAACAGCCAAUCAAAUUGUGUCUUCUGUGAUGGGAAAUGCAUUAUCAGGCAUCACAAACCUUACUCAAAGGGCAGUAGGUACAGUCCCUAAUAGCAACACUGAAGAUCAAACUGAUGGGAAAGAGGCUCAGGUUCAGAGUUCAUUGUCACACCAACGGUCAUCAGAAGGAAGUGACCUUGACAUUGCUGAGGAGUUUGAGUUUUUAGAUCAGUAUGAAGUGGAGGAAGGCUGAUAGGAAACUAGUUUAUAACGUGUCUGUGAUGUUAAUGCUGAAUGCUGGGGAAUUUUCAUUUUUUAAUUCUCUUAAAAUAUAUUUUUACCUGUAUUUUUA
Molecule: messenger RNA, 1590 nt
Organism: Saccostrea cuccullata (small rock oyster)
Lineage: Eukaryota; Metazoa; Mollusca; Bivalvia; Ostreida; Ostreidae
Product: reticulophagy regulator 3-like
Exons: 8
Coding region: 127-1491 (454 amino acids)
Biological process (GO): reticulophagy
Source: RefSeq, a predicted model, not a curated record